CCUCAUAUUGAUCUACUCUUUCGCCCAUCCUUUCCAAUUUUCAUUUGGUAAACAAGCUCGCUCGCUGACAAAGGAUAGAAGUUAGAACAGAUUACAUCAGCAGGAAAUAAGAGAGAUUAUUGCAGCAAAAAGUGGGAAUAUUGCUCGCGGGCUGAUAUCAGUAGCUGAAGAAACAAGAUUUCUAAAACUGCAAAAGAUUAAGAAACAGAGAAUAAUUCCUUGCUACCAUGCCUCGAAGAUAUGCGUUUAGGAGGGCAGAAGAGGCCACUCACCCGGAAUCCAUCAGAGCAACUUUGGCAGAAUUCAUUUCCACUUUCAUCUUUGUCUUUGCUGCCGAAGGCUCUUUACUAGCUCUUGGCAAAAUCUACAAGGAAUCAGGCACAACUGCGUCCGAGCUGGUGGCUAUUGCACUUGCGCAUGCACUCUCCUUCUUUGCAGCCGUGUCAGCCAGUAUAAACAUAUCCGGCGGCCAUGUGAAUCCUGCGGUCACCUUCGGCACACUCCUUGGUGGGAGGAUCUCAGUUCUCCUUGCUGUCUACUACUGGGUCGCCCAGCUCUUGGGUGCAGUUGUGGCAACUCUCUUGCUAAGGCUUGCAACCAAUAACAUGAGACCAGUGGGGUUGUACGUAGCAUCAGGGGUCGGGGAGUGGCAUGGGCUGAUAUUGGAGAUCGUGAUGACAUUCAGCCUGGUUUACACAGUUUAUGCGACUGCCAUUGAUCCCAAACGUGGUAGCUUGGGGACGAUUGCGCCUCUGGCAAUUGGGUUCAUCCUUGGGGCUAACAUCCUGGUGGGGGCGCCGUUUGAUGGAGCAUGCAUGAACCCUGCAAGAGCAUUUGGACCAGCUUUGGUUGGAUGGAGAUGGAGGAGUCAUUGGAUCUAUUGGGUUGGUCCAUUUUUAGGUGGGGGUCUGGCUGGAUUUGUGUAUGAGUACAUGGUUAUACCCACAGAGAUUCCUCAUCACACCCACCAGCCCUUGGCUCCUGAUGAUUACUAGUUAUAAAUAUUGCUUGUUGCUUGUAAUAAGGAAUUGCAUGAUGUUUGGUCCUUUUGCUUUUGUUUCUCAAUCUCACACACGCACAUCUAUCUGCUUUGCCUUUUCAGAUGUGUUUUUUCUCCUCAA
Messenger RNA from Juglans regia (Persian walnut), 1121 nucleotides. RefSeq names its product probable aquaporin TIP3-2. NCBI's taxonomy places the organism in Eukaryota, Viridiplantae, Streptophyta, Magnoliopsida, Fagales, Juglandaceae. Gene Ontology annotation, biological process: transmembrane transport; water transport. Bases 228 to 995 code for a protein of 255 amino acids. The record is from RefSeq and is a predicted model, not a curated record. The transcript has 3 exons. Gene Ontology annotation, molecular function: water channel activity. Gene Ontology annotation, cellular component: membrane.